AUGAAGCUGUUCACUGCUGCCAGCCUGCUCGUCGCUGUCGAGGGUGCUGCCAUCUCCAGCUUCCAGAAUGCCCUUCAGUCUGUACUCAGUGUGGGCCAGUCACGCUCAAACACUCCGCCGAACAUCUUGCUAGUAAUCACGGACGAUCAAGACCUGGAACUCGACUCCGUCGCAUACACCCCGCACAUCACACGGCGGAUCCGCGACAAGGGAACUUUCUUUCGCAAUCACUUCGUGACCACAGCACUAUGCUGUCCCUCGCGAGUGAGCCUGUGGACCGGUCGCCAAGCACAUAACACGAACGUCACAGAUGUUCAUCCGCCUUAUGGCGGGUAUCCCAAAUUUGUCGACCGCGGGUUUAACGAAAACUUUCUUCCCGUUUGGCUGCAAGAGGCUGGCUACAACACCUACUAUACCGGAAAACUCUUUAAUGCCCACACCGUCGAGAACUAUCACAGCCCUCAUGUCAACGGGUUCAAUGGCUCUGACUUCCUCCUCGACCCCUACACAUACUCGUAUCUAAAUUCCACCUACCAACGCAACCAAGACCCUCCCCGAACGACCUUUUUUGUAACCGUGGCCCCCGUGGCUCCGCAUUCCAAUGUGGAACCCGACGUGUUGGGCAAUGUUCCCAUUAUGACCGCCCCGAUUCCCUUGGCGCGGCACCGACAUCUCUUUGAAGACGUCACAGUUCCGCGGACAGAAAACUUCAACCCAGAUGAGCCCAGCGGAGUCAGCUGGAUCCGAAAUCUGCCGCAGCAAAACCAGACGGUAGUGGACUACAAUGAUCACUUCUACCGUUCGCGUUUACGUGCCUUGCAGGGCGUGGAUGAGUUGGUGGACUCGCUCGUGUCGCGCCUAGAAGAGAGUGACAUGCUGGAUAAUACAUACAUUAUCUAUACUUCGGAUAAUGGAUUCCACAUCGGUCAGCACCGGUUGCCGCCCGGCAAGACCUGCGGCUACGAGGAGGAUAUUCGGGUCCCAUUGUUCAUCCGAGGACCUGGAAUCCCCGAGGGAUCUGUACAGGAUGCAGUGACCACGCACAUCGACCUGGCACCGACGAUCUUCGAUAUCGCGGGGAUUGCUCCACGCUCGGAUUUUGAUGGCACGGCGAUCCCGGUGACGUCAAGCUUUUCGGGACCGCGACAUGAGCAUGUCACUGUGGAAUACUGGGGAAGAGGAGUCGUGGAGGGAGAUUUCAGUGCGAUUGGACCUGGAGGUCUACCACUAUUCCCCAACAAUACUUACAAGUCCGUUCGCCUGCUGGGUGAAGGCUACAACCUGUAUUACUCUGUCUGGUGCAAUAACGAGCAUGAGUUGUAUGAUCUUUCGACGGACCCCUACCAACUGCACAAUCUUUAUCCCACACACAUGCACAGGGGGGACGAUGAAAGCGAAACUCAAAUCCUCGGCCGUAGCCUGUCCCGAGCUAUCAGCCGUCUUGAUGCGUUGCUCCUGGUGCUCAAGUCGUGCCAAGGGGUAACAUGCAUUCGACCUUGGAGCGUACUUCAGCCUCAAGACUCUGUUCGAAGCUUCCGUGAUGCUCUUGAUGAAGACUUUGAUUCCUUCUAUGGAGAACAGCCUCGUGUAUCCUUUGACUGGUGUGAUGCAGGAUAUGUGCUCGAGGCUGAAGGCCCCCAGGUGCCACUGACAAGUCGCUAUGGACUAUCGUGGGAUGUGUGGGUAUGA
Penicillium argentinense is the source of this 1689-nucleotide messenger RNA. Its product is annotated as sulfatase family protein. Bases 1 to 1689 code for a protein of 562 amino acids. The record is from RefSeq and is a predicted model, not a curated record. The transcript is spliced from 5 exons. Gene Ontology annotation, molecular function: arylsulfatase activity; glycosaminoglycan binding; N-acetylglucosamine-6-sulfatase activity. Gene Ontology annotation, biological process: phenol-containing compound metabolic process. NCBI's taxonomy places the organism in Eukaryota, Fungi, Ascomycota, Eurotiomycetes, Eurotiales, Aspergillaceae.